Molecule: messenger RNA, 10223 nt
Organism: Spirometra erinaceieuropaei
Lineage: Eukaryota; Metazoa; Platyhelminthes; Cestoda; Diphyllobothriidea; Diphyllobothriidae
Source: the annotation of a GenBank genome assembly
AUGCUGCUCUGCGAACCAGUGGUGAGCACGUGGACUGCCGGCGCAGACGACACGGAGAGAGAGAGAGAGAGCCGUGGUGGCGAUCAGCACGACUCCUUACUUCCCCCAGCGUUUGCGGAGCUCCGGUGAGAAUUUGAAUCACAUUUUUUGUUGCAGUUAUUGCUGCCAGUUUAGUUUGUCCCAGUAUAAUGGCGUAGGCGGCAUGUCCGGCUGUAUAGAUGUCGGGUUAGGUGCGGUAUUCAGUCACGGUCUGCUCAGCUGUGACGGUUGUUGAGGCAGACUAGGCACUAGAUGAGCCUUUAGUCCAGAACAUCCAGAAAAUUUUAACUUUAAAGAGUUUAAUGACGUUUUACAGAGUCGAUUUCUUGCAGUAAUUCCUGGUAGGUACUUUGUUCGGAGAAGUACUCGACGUUAGAAAAUGACAAUGCUAGAGGCCUUUGCAAUGAGCAUUUAGCAAUUUCUGCGUCCCGGUUUUAAAACUCAGCGUUCAUGCUUUAUUUCGCUGCAAAUUGCACUGAUUGUUAGAUUUCCUGCAGUGUAGGGUGCUGUCGUUAUGAAAAUAUUUUUUUAACGAAGAAGGACUGUGGCGUUUAUCAAAUAAGUUGUGAGAAAAUUGUGUGGGUCUAACAGCGUCGCUAGUGAUUUGCAAGUGCAGUCAAGUAGAUGUGAGUCAUUGUGCAACUAAACGGUAUGGCCUUGAACUCGACGAACCGUUUAAUCUUAGCAACGCUAGACUGUUGCUUACUACAACGGGAAUGACAAUUCUAAAGACGAAACAACCUUCUCCUUGCAAUUAUUUCGAUGUAAUGUCCCAUUUUAUAAGUAAUCUAUGAUGGUGUGCAGUUUAUCAAGGGAGUCAUAUGUCUACUGGUGCUUGCGAGCGUUGUCUUUGUUGGAGAUAUACGGCUACGCUACCCCAAAUUAACGUAGGAUUGGUAAAGAUUGACCUCGGUCAGAACACUAUCCCUUGAUGUCGUAGAGUCCUUACCUAACCGGAGAGGAGCCGGUUAUUCGACGUCAAGACUUCCCCAGGAAAUAUGCAAAGUCGCUCCUGCUGUUUAUCAGGCUGUGUGUUAACUCUCAGUCACUGUAUAUGUGUAUGCAAAUAUAUCGAUGAAAAUGAGGAGCCCCUUCAAAUCGAUCGUGCUGUGCUUGCGGAUUUUCAAUUUGCUUACACAAAAGUAGGUAAGGUCGCAGUUGGUUGCCAGACAUUAUAAGUUGAUACUGUCCACGUACGUACGUAUUAUCAGUAGGUGUGCUUACCUUGUCUAGGGGACUUGUUAUCAGUAGGUGUGCUCUUGCUGAGUUAGGCAGGUUGCCCGUUUCGUUCAGGCUGUUGGGUCUAGUGAGGGUUAUGUUUAGGCGUAGGUUAAGUUUUAGGGUCAGGCUUAAGUGUUAGGAUUAGGGUUUUAGAUUCCCGUUAGGGCUAGGGUUAGUGCUAGGCUUAAGGUUAGGUUUAGGGCUAAGGUCAGGUUUAGGGUUAAGAUCAGGGUAAGGGUCAAGUUUAGGAUUGGGUAUAUGACUAGGUUUUGGGUUAGCGUUGGGUUUUAUGAUCUUGGUCGCUUUUCGGUUUUGAGGCUUAGGAUUAGAUUUUGCUCUUGCUAGCAGGGUUGAUUUUUAGGCUUAAGCGUAGGGUUUAGAUUUUGGCCAUUAUUACACCUACUUACAUCUUCCCAGCUCUUUCCCUGGUAACUUUAAUUUUAUCCAGAAACUCCAGCAUUCCUCUACCAGCCUUUUAAUUUACCCCACCCAUAUAACCCCCUUUCUCACCAUUCUCGUACGACAGAGACUUGGCUGUCCGCCUCUCCAUUCCUGGCUACCGUUUGCGAUCUAACCCAAAAGUAGUUUUAGGGGAAAUGAAACAAGGGAAUGUGGAAACACCACACUAUUGCCUAAGGAAGAGGGAAUGUCUCUUAAACAAUGCGCAUUUUUAGGGGUGAGAGAGGGCGAGUUUGGGAGGAGGGAGCGUAAGACGGGCUGCCGGUUUAAUGAGACUCCAAACUGUCGGAUAUGGAGCAGCAACUGUUGAGUUACGAAGUGCAAGGUGAGACAGUGAGCUAUGCAAGUGGGCCUUCGUAGAAGACGUUCAGAUCGACAUGACGACCGAUAGCGUUUCAACCGUCGAGAAGCCCUCGUGUCCGUCCUGUGUUGGCUGGGAAUUUUGACAUUCGUAGGCACUCCAUUGGGCCUUUUCAGUUCAGCCUCACCGCCCAUUGGCUGACGAGUUCGGACAGCCGAUUGGUGCGUGGUAAGGGGGAGGGAAAGGGUUAGUAACGUCGGCAUUAGGAAAUUCAUCCCGAUGGGACAUUGGUGCAUUCCUCACUACAGUAAAUAUUACGUGCUUGAAUCUAUCCUGGCGCGCCAAAUGUGGCGGGGUGGAAAACUGCCAGCUGAGACUGUAGCCCAGUCUUCUUAGAAAUAAGAGUAAAUCCGCGGUGACUCCCUCUUUGUGUGGUCCAUAUGACACUUUCAUUUAGGCGGGAUCUGAGCUUCGUCUACUGUGGUCUGGUACGUGCCCCGGGGGCCGGGUCGUGUGUGGAACGCGUAGAUGACGGGUUUCUUACUAUGUUUUUCUCCGCGAUCGCACCUACCCACGGUCGUAUUGAGGUUUUCUUUCCAUCAGAGCAAGGUGGAAGUUGAAGGAGAGAGAGAGAGCGGUAGAUGCUGCGCACGCCUGCCUUAUUUCAAGCGAAUGCACGAGCCAGUCACCGGUUCUGUUAUAAACACGCUGUCGUCGUUCGCAGCGGUCGAACUGACAGUUAAUCAACUCAGUUAUUUAGCCAUUUUGCUGCGCGUCUUUCCCCUCUUCUCUCGCUCCCCCUUGGGUUUUCUGAGACUCGGCAAAACCGUCAGAGCUUUCUCCGACUGUGAACAUAUGUGUUCAAGUGACGCAUGAACCAUAUCGUACUGACGAGACCAGCAAAAGAGUGGAAACUAGGAGGCUGCUAUGGGUUCCAUAGUCCGAAUCUCAUUAAUGGUCCAAUCAAGUAACCGAUGUCCGCGCCGACUGAGGAAGUCGUAGCAUUUGAGCGAUGACCCCGUCGACAGAAACAUUGAAUCACCGCCCGCUUACCAGGUGCUGCGGGCAGAAGUGGACACUUUGCUAGCGUCCAGCCCCCAGGCGGGGUAGGAAGGGGUGACCGGUAAGACGUCAGUCAGUAUCCACAAGACUGGGAAUACGAGCGGAGGUAGAAAGGGGAGGAUGACUAUCGAUGUUUGCUGUGGAUGGCGAACUCCCUGGAGUGACCGAUGACCUGGCAUCGCCGCUGGCUAGUGAUGUGAAAGAAGGAAGACCAAGAGGAGAUGCGUGUGUCUAGCUGGUUCUAACACUUCCUGCACAACAGUGAAUACUAGUUCCACAGAAGUGUCAUACUGCGAGAAGCCUUCAAGGGUCUAUAAUGAGGAUGAAGUACGACCAAGGGGAGGUGCGCGAGCAUAUUUGGUCUCAGUGGUCCCAACACGAUAGGAAACACUUCUCCUUCUGGAGUGUCACACUGCAAGUCCGAUUCAGUGACAAUUUGGGCGAAGAGACUCCAGAUUUGAAGUGGGGAUUUGCAUCAAGAUACUCGACCCCCUGGACGACAACGACCUAAACGGCAAAAACUCCGUGGACCCUAUCCAUGAGUUGGGGAAAUAGGCACCUCCAAAAUGACCACAAUAAACUGCACCCUGUAGGUCCUUGCAGGUUCGGAUAUGAUCAGCUAAUAAUGACAGACAUGCCAGAAACUUCUGCAUUUUUUGUCGCCAGUUGCUAUGCGACCGUCCGUGUACGCUCUAAACUCGCAACUCCAGGGCAAAACAAAAAUGCCUAUUUCCGCCCUACAAUCCGGACAGGUCGGUGCAUACUACUUUGAUAUGACUGUUUACCCCCGAUCUCAGCCGACAUGACGCGAGCACGGCGGGGCAGCUGUGAGGCCCUUGGCCCUUGAUCAUCUGACCCGGGUAUGAAUCUCAGGUUUACAAUAGUAAAGACUUUGUAAUUGACCUUUCCAGUCACCUCUAUCCGUGUCGGUAAAACUCCCACUUCGAGAUAUACCUCACAAAACGUCAUAAAUGGUUAUGCAUGUGAAUUUCGGAAUGGCCUCUUGACAUCGUCGCUCAUGACUCAUUUCCAGUUUUAAAAUAUGGAACCUGGGUGAAACGAAAGAAGAUGGAACCUCCAUACUACGGGUGGCAUUGUUCCAAACUUUGGGGGGGUUAGGUUUAAGGUUUGGGUUAUGAGGGUCAUUGCUGGUGUUAAAGAUAAUACCAGGAUCCAGCUCUCAAGUUGCGGCUCAUUCGACGAGAUCCGGCCACACAUUCAAAUUAGAUGAGGCCGAAAUUCUCGCAAGCGGUGACAACCGCGCGAGCCGGGAGCUACUGGAUUCAUGGUUUACUGCCCCCCAGUCCAUCAACAAGUGCAACGAUCUUCCCACUCCAUACUCCGUGCUAAAACUUCGCCUAGGCGGAGUAACAAGCCAUGCGGCGAGCGCAGAGGUGAACACGUUUCCCAACACCGGGGUCGGUGCGUCAGAUGGUCGAGCAAUCAUCACGCCAACAUCCAACGCACAUGAUGAAAUUGCAGCAGUUAUCGACGCGAAUGUCGGCCAUCAAGCAGUGAUCACACCAAGUACGACGAGCCCGGACGAAGGGGGGAGCCGUGAAGGUUCAUAGGUAUGCGGUAGCAUGGCUACUGCAUCCUAUAAAUACUGCAGCCGCAUAUGCAUGAACCACCCUUAUCUGCUCUUGUCUCUGAUGAUGGAUUCGAGUAGGAAUCUGAAACGUCAAGCCAAUAAAGCUCUUGUCCCGGCGAUCGUGUCUCUUUCUUCAUCAGGACUAGUGUUUAGGCAUCCCUCUGGGAGGGCGGAGGAGUUAACGGUAGUGUUGAGACUAGUUCUGGGGUUAGCGUUAGGACACAAGAACAGGUAUCACCCGCCCGGGAAUUUAACUCGAAGGGGGGAGCCCUUAUCCCAGCGUCCAACGGGAAUGUGCGCUUUGCAGUUUGUGGUACAUUAUUAGUCAGAAAUUAUCUUAACAUCAGUAACAACUUCUAAGUGUACCCUUGACUCUUUAAAGUUGCGCGCACCGGAGCACACGAAGUGGUGGAAGUGGAUCGGCCUUUUAGGAAAGAGAAGGACAUCGUGCCGAGAGACAGAGAGAGGGAAGUCCUUUAGUGUUCCAGUGUCCACCUGUGGGCAAAGGUAUGGUAUGUAACCCCCUGGGGGGGGGAUAUAGUUAGCCACAAUCCCAAUACCAACCCUGGGCAUGUCCUAAAUGGGAAAUCACUAUUCUUAAGUCGAGACCUAAAACCUUACAGUAAGUGGGCUAACUCAUGAAAUGUCAAUAGAAAUUCGGUAAUGCAUUUUCGUUUGGAAAAGACUAAUUAAGCAGGAUUGUAAAACCAAUUAUCGUGAGACAUUAUUCUAUAAUAAUUCAGUUACCCCAGGACGCUGGCUUUCGAACACACUUUUUGGCUGCAUCCAAAAACCAUACUCUGUAAAAAAUGAAUACUUAAGUAACACGCAUUUUUUCAUAGACUUUCGAUGCCCUUAAAAAUUCAACUAUAUUUCCUAGAAAUCAUGCACAAAAAUAUUCAAUCUUUUGCUCAUUUAGUAGAAAAUAACGUCUUAUUUUAACUUACCCUCUAAAUCAGUGUAUUUUUUGGUUUCAUAAGACUUUUCUAAUUCCCGAAUAAUUUUGAACCCCACCUGCCUUUACACUUAUAUUCAGAGUUCCUAAACUACAGGCCGUAUAUUUUCCGCGUACAGAAAACCAUACAUUUCGCUAUGGUAAUAAAGGGGUACCGUAUAGGGUUCAUAGAAUUAAGUAGUGGAAUUGAGCCAAAUUUUUAACUUUACAAGCCACAUUAGUAAAUACAGAGCCAUGACGUUUUAUGAAGGGCAAUUUUACGGUACUAAAAAAUCUCACAAUAAGAAACUUUUUAAGGCCAAAUUAUAGCCUUCCUUCUAGUGUAAAAUUGAAAAACGACGUGAUUUUCUACUGAAUGAGCAAAAUAAUGAAUAUUUUUUGGCAUGAUUUCUAGGAAAAAUAGUUGAAAUUUUAAGAGAUUUGAAAAUCAAUGAAAAAACAUGCUAAUUAGGUAGUAAUUUUUGCGGAGUAUGGCUUUUGGAUGCAGCCAAAAAGUGUGUUCGAAAGCCGGCGUCCUGGGGUAACUGAGUUAUUAUAGAAUUAUGUCUCACGAUAAUUGGUUUUGCAAUCCUACUUAAUUAGUCUUUUCCAAACGAAAAUGCAUUACCGAUUUUUUGUUGACAUUUCAUGAGUCAACCCACCUACUGUAACCUAAGCCUCAGCCCCAAAUCCAAACCACAGCUCUAGCCUGGCAAUCCUAGUCUCAAGAAUAACCCAGCUUGCCGAUUAACGACGUUACAUAAAGCCUAAAAGUGAGCUUAAAUCAACCAACUUCCAUGUAGAUAUCGCUAUCGGAGAUCAAAAUCCGCUUCCUACAUAGCCCCUAUUGCAAUCUACUGCCAGGCAAACCGUUAUAGAGCACAACUAACUAAGAUAAGCAGGUGGGCUUUAAAGUAGCCACCCAGGGGGGUUACAUACCCUACCAUCACCCGUUUUUUCAUUCAAAGCGUUGUAACUGGUAGCCUUAGCAUCAAUCACAGGGAGCUCUCCCUUAAAGGUCACAAACUCAGAUAGAAAAUUGAUGCGCAUGUUUUCUUUUUUCAUGCAGAACCUGUUGACAACUUGCCUGGACAGGCGACAGGACAGGAUUGUGCGACUCAUUCUGCCCCACUCAAACCCAACCCCGUGAUAUUCAGCGCGCCCAGCAAAGAGCGUCGCCCCUCACUCUCGUAAGCCACUCACUCGCAGGCAGCUGACGACUUUUCAGCGGAGGCUUGCUCGCUCGAGGGCGCGCGCACAAACACACCUACUUGACUCCUGACAUCCACACUCUCCUCUCGCUCCGUAGCCUUCCUCCGCCUCCGCCUCCUCCUUCUCCCACUUUCGCUAACUCGCCCCCCCCCUCUGUGACAUCGCCGGCGCUCGCGAUGAACGCAACCGCAGUCCCCACGACAAAGCGUCCCCUGCCCUCCACACCCGUGGUCCGCAUCUCCGACAUGACUGAGGACUGGCAGCAGAUAGCAGUGGACACCGGGGUCGCCGCGUCGGAACAGUUCAGUCUAGAGAAGGACAUGGCCAUCUACGUGAAGAAGGCCUUUGAUGAACGCUUUGGUCGGACCUGGCAAUGUGUGGUGGGUCGCAAAUUCGGCAGGUGAAGAAGACAUGAGUUGUCCUUUGCAAAUAAGUUCUAAACGGGGAUCUGUGUCCCCACCGUACAGUAGGUGGGCAAACUCAUGAAAUGCCAGCCGAAAGUCCGAAAUGCGUUUUCGUUUCGAAAAGAUCAAUUAAGUAGCGUUGUAAAACUAGUCAGCCUGCAACGUAAUUCUAUAAUGUUUCAGUUACCUGAGAAUACCGGCUUUCGAAUGAACUUCCUACCGGCUGCAUGUAAAAUCUGUACUUUGUAAAAAAUGACUACAUACAUAGCAUGUCUUUUUCUAGUUGAUUUUUAAGGCCUCUAGAAGUCCAAUUAUAUUUCCUGGAAAACAUGCAUAAAAAUAUUCAUUCGUUUGCUCAUUCGGUAGAACACUACGUCUUCUUAUAGUUUUAUACUCGAAGGCGGGACGUGAUUCGGUUUUUAAAAACUUUUCCAAUUCCCGAAUAAUUUUGAACUCGACCUGCCGUUACACUUGGAUUCAGGGUUUCCAGACUACAAGUCAUAUAUUUUCCCCAUUCAGAAAACCACACAUUUUUCUACGGUAUUGAGAGGAGGCCAUAUUGGGUUCAUAAAAUGUAGCAUUGGCUUUGAGCCAUGUUGUCCACCUUAAAAGCCACAUUGGUAAAUGCAGAGAUAUGACGCUUUAUGAACGGUCAUUUCACGGUAUUUAAAAGUCUUGCAGUUAGAAAUCUCUUUACAACCGAAUCAUGUUCCUACUUUGGGUAUAAAAUUAGCCGAAGACGUAAUUAUCUACCGAAUGGAUAAAAGAAUGAAUAUUUUUAUGCAUGUUUUCCAGGAAAUAUAAUUGGACUUCUAGAGGCCUUAAAAAUCAACGAGAAAAAUUCAAGCUACUUAAGUAGUCAUUUUUUACAGAGUGCAGUUUUUCGCAUGCAGCCGGAAGGGAGUUCAUUCGAACGCUGGCAUCCUGAGGCAACUGAAAUAUUAUAGAAUUAUGUUGCAGGCGGACUAGUUUUACAACGCUACUUAAUUAAUAUUUUCGAAACGAAAGCGCAGUUCGGAAGUUUGCUCGGCAUUUUAUGAGUUAGCCCACCUACUGUAGGUGACCUUGACAGUGGGUGCUGCUUUUGUUACCGACUUGUCCAGAACGCCUCCAAGGCUACCGGGAAGUUGCAUGGUCGAGAACCAUGCAGGUGCGUGCGAGAGUGGUUGAAUUUUUCAGUGGUAUGGAUAAAGGGACCGAAUAGAGGACUUUGGAGUGUGCUUUUUCCCCCUUAAAUAUAAAUCUUUGCAUCGUUUUUUGAGAAUCACGUCUUCUUCAAACGUGACCAUUCAGAAAGCAUAAUAUUUUGUUCAUUAAGGCGUACGGAUUCUUGUAGGCUGUGAAACACGACGGGUUUUUACGCAUUCUUGGCUCUCUUAAAAUGUCGUAAUAAGAAUGACUAACGCCGUGUAAGGGGCAACAGUGUUAGUAAGCUCGUGGACUAUACGCCGCGAGCGAGUCAUGAAGGCAUUGUGAAACGAAUUACAACCGCGCACCUUUUUAAACGCUCUAAAUACGAAGAGUGAAGAAAACGUAAUUCCCCCUAACGCAAACGGCAAAGAUGUAUUUUCUGUGCAUAUUUCAUGGGAGGAACAGGCAACUCCAAAUAAGCACCGUAGGCGGUUUAUAGUAAAUAUACCAACUCAUGAAGUGCUACCUGAAAUUCUGAAAUGCAUUUCCGACUCAAAAAGAUUACUCAAGUGUUUAAAUUCGUCCUAACCUAGUCGAUGAGUACAUGCAUGUACAGUAGAUAUGCUAACUCAUGAAAUGUAUGCCGAAAUUCUGAAAUGCGUUUUCGACUCGGCUGUGACAGGAAUCCCCCUGCAGUAGAAUUUCAUGAUAUUUUAGUUACUUCAGGCUGCCGGCUUCUGAAUGAACUUCUUUCCUAUACUUCUUAAAUAGUAUGAAUUUUUCUCAUUUAUUUUUGAUGAACCUAUAAAUUUAAAUAUAUUCCCUAGAAAACAUGCGUAAAAAUACUCAUCCUUCUACUCAUUUGGUAGAAUUUAAUGUCUUCAAAGUUUAUACUUGAAGGAAAAAGUAUAAUUUGGUUUUAAAAAGCUUCUACUUAUGAGAUUUUUGAAGACCGUAAAAUGCCCGUUCAUAAAACAUCGUCUUUACAUUUACUAAAGUUGCUUGUAAAGUUUACAAAAUGAUCCAAAUUUUCUGAACUUCAUAAAGUCUCUUCCUAAUAUCGUAUAGAAAUGUAUGAUUUUCCGUUCACCGAAAAUAAACAGCUUGUAGUUUUGAAACCCUGAAUGCAAGUGUAACAGCAAGUCGUGUUAAAAAUUGUUUGGAAAUUGGAAACGUUUUUAAAACCGAAUUAUGCCCUUUCUUCAAGUAAAAAAUUAAAUAAAGUCGCAAUUUGCUUUCAACUAAGCAUAAAAUGAAUACUUUUAUGCCUAUUUCCCACAAAUCACACGAAAUUUUAAUACUACUGGCUGUAUGUUUGCAGUUUAUGAGUAGUACGCCGGCAUUUCCCUGGGAUAAUGCAUCUCACCUCAAAUGUAAUUACCAACUUUCGAGUUGGGCUCUAUAAAGUUUCACUCCGGAUGAUGUGCUUUUGAAUUCAAUUUAAAAGAAAUUAAAAACCGGAGAUUAGAUUGCCAUCGUGCUCCAUCGUAAUCACGCUUAGCAAAUUUGGAUUUACGUUUCAUACUGCAGAACUGUCGCCGUAUAUAAAAGGAGAUUAUCUAUAGCAUUGCAGUCGCAAUUAAGUAGACCCUUUUGCCUGUUUGAAAUUCUCAUUUCCUUCAUCAUGAGUACGAUUUUACUUAAUUUAUGCCCAAAUAUUCACCCUAACACUUCGGCAUGUCAAUAAGCGUCCUCUCUAAAUGAAAUUUGCAUGUUUUGAAAGAUGUCCUCGAAAAAGGCCACAGUUAAGCAAGAUCUUAACUGACAACGCACAUUUAAUCUUUUUUCAGCUAUGUGACGCACCAGGAUGGGACUUUCAUUCACUUUAUGUACGGAGAAUGGGCGUUUUUGCUUUACAAGUCUGCUUAG